UUGGUUGUGCUGCAUUUUAAACUUAAUACAGCCGUUCUAAAUGUGUAACAGGAAAGUUUGUUGCAACUUGUUAUUGUUAAUAGAUAGCUAAUUUCUAAAAUUGUAUGUUUUAGAGGGACAAAUCUCUCGAGAGUUGAUUUUUUUUAUUGUUUCCAAAAUGAGCGAUGUUAUGGAGAAGACGCUGACAGCUCUGCCAAGCCUCCUGUCUUUAGACUCUCAACCUGGGUCUGCAAAACUGUCCGCUAACUCCAAACUAGGAAACCUUAUAAGAGGAAUCACUGAGCUAACCUCCAAACAUGAAGAGGAAAAACUUAUUCAGAGGGAGCUGUCGUCAAUCAAAGAACAAGUGUCCUCUCCGAACACCACCAUGAGGCAAAUGAAGGAGCUCAUGGUGAGAACCAUCUACUGUGAAAUGUUGGGCUACGAGGCUUCCUUCAGCUAUAUUCAUGCUAUUAAACUGGCUCAGCAAGGCAAUGUCCUGGAGAAGAGGGUCGGUUAUCUUGCUGUUUCCUUGUUUUUGAACGAAAGUCACGAGCUGCUGCUUCUCCUGGUAAACACAGUAUUAAAGGAUCUUCAGAGUACAAACCUGAUCGAAGUGUGCAUGGCUCUCACAGUUGUCAGCCAGAUGUUCCCCAAAGACAUGAUCCCAGCAAUCCUCCCUCUGGUGGAGGAGAAGCUCAGUCACUCCAAAGAAAUCAUUCGACGGAAAGCAGUCCUGGCGCUGUACAAAUUCUACCUGAUAGCACCGAAUCAAGUUCAGCACAUUCACAACAAGUUUCGUAAAGCGCUGUGUGACAAAGACCCUGGUGUCAUGUCGGCUUCGCUGCACAUCUACUUACAGCUGAUUCAGGAGAAUCCAGAAGGUUACAAGGACUUGACAAUGAGUUUUGUCACCAUCCUGAAGCAAGUGGUGAUGGGGAAGCUGCCCAUGGAUUUUAACUACCACUGUGUUCCUGCGCCCUGGCUUCAAAUUCACCUUCUCAGAAUUCUCUCCUUACUCGGGAAAAACGACCAGAGCAUGAGCGAGAUCAUGUAUGAAAUCCUCGAUGAGUCUUUGCAAAGAGCAGAGAUGAACCACAACAUCACUUAUGCAAUUUUAUACGAAUGUGUGAAAUGUAUUUACACGAUUCAUCCUAAACCUGACCUUUUGGAAAAAGCUGCAAAGUGCAUUGGCAGCUUUGUUUUAUCGCCGAGGAUAAAUCUAAAGUAUCUUGGCUUGAAGGCCCUCACCUACGUGGUCCAGCAGGACCCAAAACUAGUCCUGCAGCAUCAGAUGACCAUCAUCGAGUGUCUUGAUCAUCCUGAUCUUAUUAUAAAGCGGGAGACGCUGGAGUUGCUUUUUCGUAUCACUAAUGCCCAGAAUGUCACCGUCAUCGUGGAGAAGAUGCUGGAUUUUCUACAAGUCAGUGAAGAUAAUCACACCACCAUUGACCUGGUGGGGAAGGUGGCAGAACUGGCAGAAAAAUAUGCACCAGACAAUGAAUGGUUCAUUGAGACCAUGAACACAGUGUUUUCUGUGGGUGGAGACGUGAUGCAGCCGGACAUCCCAAACAGUUUCCUCAAACUGUUAUUGGAGGGAUUUGACAGUGUGGAGGAAGACAAGAAACUGAGACUGUUUGCUGUGAAUUCCUAUGUUUCUCUGCUGCAAGGAGAGCCCAGCAGACUGCCCCAACGCUUCCUUCAAGUCAUCUGCUGGGUUCUUGGAGAGUAUGCUCAUCUAAACGAGGAUGUUGAGCCUGACGCUGUCCUGAGGCUGCUGGCAAAACUGUUGGACAUGAAGAGCAGCACCAGUGAAACCAAGAGCUGGGUCCUCAUAGCCAUGACCAAGCUCUGCUCAGGGGGAGCAGCUUUCUCUGUGGCUCACGAGGUUUCUGAAACGUACGGCAGCUCCAUGGACACCAUGCUGAGACAACGAGCGCAGGAGCUGCAGCACCUCAGCCAAGACUCGGCACUACAGAGCAGGGUGUUCCCUCGAAGUGGCAGCCAGGAGCCUGUUGAGGUGGAUUCCUCACUGUCGUUCCUGGAUGGAUUUGUGUCGGAGGCGUUGGCUGCAGGCGCUGCUCCGUACAAGCCUCCUCAUCAAAGGCAGGAGGAGAUGUCCCGAUCAAAAGUCCUGAGUUUGGAGCCCUACGGCCUGUCCCUGCCCAUCAGCAUGUCGUCCUGCAGCGUCACAGACAGACAGUCUCCCACUCUGUUAUCCAUGAGCUCCAGUCUGUCAGGUGACAGCGCUGAGCUGUCGCACAAAGCCAGCUCCACAACCUUGAAGCUGGACGGUGUGACGAGGGUGUGGGGGCGAGAGGGCUACCUGGUGCAGAGAGAACCUGUACAGGAAGCCGCUCAGGUGGAGGCUCCCAGUCCACUCCGGUCUCCUCGUCAGCAGGGGGACGAGGACAGCCCCCACAGCCAGACUCCCACUCCAACACCCACACCUGAAAGUGAACAAGAGAAACAGCAGCUGGCGUCCUCACUUUUUGUCGGCCUGGCCUCCCCAAGCUCUGUUUCUCUGAUGGGGAAAUCUGAGCAAACGUCUCAGCGGUUCAGAAGAAAAGCCAGAAUUCAAGACAAACCCCCGACCUCUGGUGAGCAGAUAAACAACCUGCCUCCCGGAGGUGCAGCCGACUUGUUGCUGGACUCUAACGUCUCCUCAGAACUCGUUUCUUCACUCGAACAGACACAUCGAAACUCUCUGGACCUCACGGCUAACGGCGCCUGUGACGCAGAGUUACCUGACGGAGACGUGAAGGAAAUAAAAACACCUCUCAGUACAGACGACUCUGUUUUAGCAGCUGGUCUUUCUCCACACGAGGGUCCAGACAGACCCAAAGACUUGUGUCUCACAUCUUACCUUCCAGCUGAACUUUCUGGACUUUCGCACUCAGAAAUCACUCUGCUGUGCACCAAUCAAAGCCUGGAUCUCUCAGCGUGCCAUGUGCAAAAAGAGGACUGCGUAGAGUUAGUUGUUUUUAUUAAAAACUCCUCAGACUCUGCUGCUCACCAGCUUCAAAUGCAAAUCAGCUGUGAGGAAAUUGAGGUGUCCUGUGUAUGUGACAGUCCAGUAGAGGAAUUAAAAAGCCACAGUGUAACAGUGUGUCAGUAUUUCCUCACUGUGAAGAGGCCCUCAGUUUGUUUUGAUCUGGUUGGGAUGGUUUAUUACCAGCUGGCUGCUGGGUCGCUUCAAACAGCGCAGUUUUUAUACAAACUUCCUCUAACAAGCUUCAUCAGACCGUUGGCGGUGUCCACAGAGGAGUACGGGACCAUGUGGCUGGCCUUCUCUCAUGACACGAAGCAGAACCUGCCUCUGAUGAAAGACGAGCGGGAGCCUCUCACUGCCACCCUGAACCUGCUGAAGACAAAACUGCAGCUUCAUGUUGUGGAAAUUAUCGGUGAAGAAGGGAUUGUAGCUUGCUGCCUCCGCCCGGAUCAGCAGUGUCUCCUGCACUGUCGCAUGCACGCCGGCAUGCUGGCGGCGUGGUUGCGUUCUCCUGUCCCCGACCUGCCUGACAGCCUUCUGUACCACUGUCAGAGAGCUUUACAGGAGCGCUGACCGCCAGCUGCAGCGCCUCCACAGAGCGACUGACCAAUCACAGAGGAGGAGCUGCUGCUGCUGCUGGGAGGAUUUCAGGUCUUUACUGUUCAGCAGUUUUUUUCUACUAUAAAUUAUUAAGUUUAAUGUUAUUUUUAUAUUAAGUAGCAUUAUUUUUAUUUUUUCAUAUAAACGCAGAUUAUUUUAAUUCAUUGAAGGUCAGAGCAGGAAAUAAGCUCAGGGCUAAAAUAUAGCAGGUUUAAAAAAAUACUGUGAUCUUAAAGAGAUCCCAGACUCAAAGACUAAACAUAACAGUAAAUCAUGUAUUAUAGCAUACUUUACUUUUAAAAAAGGUAAAAACUAUAUAUUGAAUUACAAAACAGCACUUUUGUUUAUUUCAGAAAGAAUGUUCUGCAUCGAUGACCUUGGGUUUUAAAACCCAACUUCUUCACAAUCACAGAUUUAAAUUUCCACACAGUUUGAGCAAAAAGUCAUUUUUUAAUUGUUUUUUCUGUCAGAAGAAUCAUAUUAAAGUAAUAUGCUAACAGGCACACAGUUACCAUUUAACUAAGGUUUUCACAGCAAGUUAGAUAAUUUGCUUUACUUUUAUUUAUUUUACCCCUCUCUGAGUCACUUUAUUUUGUAAAAUAAGUAGAAUCGCUUAUUGUUUUAGGUGUUUUGGACAAUGACAGUAAGGGAUUUGAUAAAUUAUUUAAGAAAAUUCAGUAUCCUGCCCAGACAGAAUACUGUAUUUUCAAAAGCUAAGACAAACAAAAGUUACUUUCUUAUCAAAAUAUUGCUUACAUUAGAAAAUCUGGUUGUUUUUUGCUUUAAACAGUGAUGCUCUCACUUAUAUAAUGUUGCCUUCUGUUUUAUAUAAUCAUCUAUUCACUUAUUUUUCUGUUAAAUAUCUGGCUGAAGCAGUCAUAGAUUUAUAUAUUUUUGCAUCCAUUCAGUAUUAACAUUUAUUGAGUUUGCAUUCGAAAUGUCUUACAUUAUUUCACAGAAAGACAGGAAAUCAUUGCUUUCACAUUCUGCUCUGCGUACGGUCUAGUUUUGUCUGUGUGACGUCAGCCUGAAGCAAGAGUUGGAUUUUAUUUUUUAUUUUUAAUGUCUGCACUGAGUUAAAGCACAGUGUGCUGCUGAUGGUGUCUGGAAACUUUAACCCUUUUGCCUCAUUUUCUAAUGCCGAGAUGAGACGGCAUGUUUGAUUUGUGCCUGUGGUACAGAGAAGACGCUUUGUCACUACAUUCUGAUGAAUUAUGAAUAAAUUUAAUAUGUCAAACUA
Molecule: messenger RNA, 4811 nt
Organism: Austrofundulus limnaeus
Lineage: Eukaryota; Metazoa; Chordata; Actinopteri; Cyprinodontiformes; Rivulidae
Gene: ap4e1
Product: adaptor related protein complex 4 subunit epsilon 1
Exons: 21
Coding region: 158-3544 (1128 amino acids)
Biological process (GO): vesicle-mediated transport; intracellular protein transport
Cellular component (GO): AP-4 adaptor complex; membrane coat
Source: RefSeq, a predicted model, not a curated record